Molecule: messenger RNA, 1651 nt
Organism: Solanum dulcamara
Lineage: Eukaryota; Viridiplantae; Streptophyta; Magnoliopsida; Solanales; Solanaceae
Product: polyadenylate-binding protein RBP45-like
Exons: 7
Coding region: 124-1362 (412 amino acids)
Cellular component (GO): cytosol
Molecular function (GO): mRNA binding
Source: RefSeq, a predicted model, not a curated record
UUUUACAUUUUACAUGCCAUAGUACCCUUUCACAGUGGCAUCAACUACAAAAUAUCUCUUUCCCACUCUUUCCAAUCUCCUCUCUCACAUCAUCCACAUAUUUUCCUCUAGGGUUUCGACACGAUGCAACCGGCGGCAAGUUCAAUGGUUCCACCACCUAUGGCGGCACAACCACAGUACCAACAACAGUGGAUGGCUCAACAACCGCAGUACCAGGUUCCGCCACCGCAAUCCGGUUAUUACUACCAGCAACCACCACCGCAGCAUGGUGGUGGAGUACCCGCACCACAGCAGCAGCAACAACAAUCUCAGUACACGGCGUCGGCUCAGCCGACCAGUGCUGAUGAAGUCCGGACACUUUGGAUUGGAGAUCUACAGUUUUGGAUGGAUGAACAAUACCUAUAUAAUUGCUUCGCGCAAACUGGAGAGGUGGUGUCUGCUAAAGUUAUCCGCAACAAGCAAACUCAACAAUCAGAGGGUUAUGGCUUUAUUGAGUUUAAUAGUCAUGCAGCUGCGGAAAGGAAUCUGCAAGCAUACAAUGGCACCUUGAUGCCUAAUAUUGAGCAAAAUUUUAGGCUCAACUGGGCAUCACUUGGCUCGGGUGAAAAACAUUCAGAUAAUACUCCUGAAUACACAAUAUUUGUUGGAGACUUGGCAGCUGAUGUCACAGAUUACAUGCUUCAGGAGACAUUCAGGGCCAAUUAUCCCUCAAUCAAGGGUGCUAAGGUUGUAACAGAUAGGGCGACAGGGCACACAAAGGGUUAUGGGUUUGUUAGAUUUGGGGAUGAAAGUGAGCAGUUGCGCGCUAUGACUGAGAUGAAUGGACAGUUUUGCUCCACUAGGCCCAUGCGCAUUGGUCCUGCAGCUAACAAGAAGAAUGCUGGUGGUCAGAUGCAAGCUUCAUUUCAAAGUACUGGAACUCAAAAUGAGGAUGACCCUACUAAUACAACUAUUUUCGUUGGAAACUUGGAUUCCAGUGUAACGGAUGAUCACCUCAGGCAGGUUUUUGGAAACUACGGGCAAUUGCUUCAUGUAAAAAUACCAGUAGGCAAACGUUGUGGUUUUGUUCAAUUUACUGAUAGAAGUUGUGCUGAGGAAGCUCUACGAGCUUUAAGUGGGACUCAGCUGGGUGGACAAAACAUCCGCCUUUCAUGGGGUCGUAGUCCUUCAAACAAGCAGCAGUCUCAGGGUGAUCCGAACCAGUGGAGUGGUGGUUAUUAUGGGUAUACACCAGGAUAUGACGCCCUAUGGUUAUGCCAACCUACUCAGGACCCAAAUAUGUACUAUGCAGGCUAUGCCGGGUAUGGAAAUUAUGCACAACCUCCACAUCAACAGCAACAAAUGUCGCAGCAGCCUCAGUGAUCUGCUGAUCAAAGGAAUUGUUGAGAGCUUCCUAACAUGGCAAAAACAUUGAUGUUGAAAAGCAGAGCGCAUAGAUUUUCAGUUGAAUGCAAGAGCUAGUGUAGUUAUCUGUAGGUUAGUUCUUGGAGAUACAUUUAUGUUCUGGUCAGCUGUCCGUUUCUGUAGUUGCCUUCUUUUCUAUUUCCUUUUUCCUCGGCCUAUCGCACACUUGGCCAUUUUUGUUAUAUGUGGUCUAGUUAUGUUAAAAGACCUCGGAGAGAUCAAGGACACAUCUUUUUUACUUUCCAUA